This is a messenger RNA of Platichthys flesus (European flounder), 857 nucleotides long. Its product is annotated as gamma-crystallin M2-like. Lineage: Eukaryota; Metazoa; Chordata; Actinopteri; Pleuronectiformes; Pleuronectidae. The record is from RefSeq and is a predicted model, not a curated record. Gene Ontology annotation, biological process: visual perception; lens development in camera-type eye. Gene Ontology annotation, molecular function: structural constituent of eye lens. The coding region runs from base 89 to 616 and encodes 175 amino acids. The transcript has 3 exons.
AAAGCUUUCCCUCGUCUGCACAUUCUGCUUUUCGAUAUAAACCACGACACAGCUGCAGCAGGCUGGGAGACGAGCAACACCAGCAACAAUGGGGAAGGUCGAAUUCUUCGAGGAUAAGAACUUCCAAGGACGGAAGUACGAGUGCAGCACCGACUGCGCCGACCUGCGCUCGUACUUCAGCCACUGCAACUCCAUCAAGGUGGAGAGCGGCUGCUGGGUCCUGUACGAGCUCCCCAACUACACCGGCUACCAGUACGUGGUGAGCCCCGGGGAAUACCAGGACCACCAGCAGUGGAUGGGAUUCAACGACAGCAUCAACUCCUGUCGCUGCAUCAAAAACGUGUAUGGAAAGUCCUGGAAGAUCCGAUUCUACGACAAGCAGGAGUUCGGAGGUCAGGCGGCGGAGUGCGUAGCGGACUGCCCGUCCGUCUACGAGGCCUUCAAGCUGCGGGAGUUCCACUCCUGCGUGGUGACGGACGGGGCGUGGGUCCUCUACGAGCAGCCCAACUACCACGGGCACCAGUACUUCCUGGAACGUGGCGAGUACCCCAACUAUGCAGACUGGGGCGCCGCCUCCCCCGCGGUGGGAUCGUUCCGCAUGAUCAAACAGUUCUAGAGCAGCAGAGACCCUGCAGAGCUCGGACAUGAAGCUCCCUCCUGCUUCUUCCACUCGGACGUUCGGUCCUUCUCCCCACAUUCCUGUGCUCACAUGAAUUAAAGUGUUUCAAACUCAUGGAGGUGUGGAGUGGUUCUUACAUGAAGUCACCUGACACCUGCAGCCUCGUCUGGGAAGGGGCUGAACACAGUGAACAAGACAGAUGUCAAUCAGCAUGUGAUAAUAAAUAACUCAUUAUUCA